Molecule: messenger RNA, 1278 nt
Organism: Saccharomycopsis crataegensis
Lineage: Eukaryota; Fungi; Ascomycota; Saccharomycetes; Ascoideales; Saccharomycopsidaceae
Gene: ZNG1
Product: GTP-dependent zinc transferase
Exons: 1
Coding region: 1-1278 (425 amino acids)
Cellular component (GO): cytoplasm
Source: RefSeq, a predicted model, not a curated record
AUGGAUGACGAAAUCCCCGAUUUGGUUGAAAGUAUCGAGCAAGUGAAUGACUCAAAGUUGCAAAAGAUUUCCCAACCAGAUACUGGUAACUUGAAAAUAAUCCCGUCUUCAACUCCGAAUGCUACUGACAGAAAAGUGCCCAUCACCAUCAUCACCGGUUACUUGGGGUCUGGGAAGUCAACUUUAUUGAACAACAUUGCCAAGAAAGGGGAUAAAAGAAUAGCGGUAAUCCUCAAUGAGUUUGGAGACUCUAGCGAGAUUGAGAAAAGUUUGACGAUCCAAGAUGAUUCUAAUACAUAUGAAGAGUGGUUGGAUCUUGGAAAUGGAUGCUUGUGUUGCACAGUUAAGGACAAUGGAGUGUCUGCGAUCGAACAAUUGAUUGAUAAAUCGAAGGAUAAGAUCGAUUAUAUCUUUUUAGAAACUAGUGGGGUGGCUGAUCCUGCUCCUAUCGCCAAGAUGUUUUGGUUAGAUGAUGCAUUAAGUUCAAAUAUCUACAUCGAUGGGAUCAUCACCGUUUUGGACUCCAAAAAUAUCAUUAAAAAUCUACAGGAUUAUGGAGGCCAUCGUCAUAAACAAUCUAGCAGUGAUGAAGGUGAAAGUCGUGAAAGUCAUGAUGAUAUGGAAGAAAACACAACCACUGCCGAGUUACAAAUUGGUUUGGCAGAUGUGGUUAUAUUGAAUAAAUUUGACUUGAUAGAAUCAGACGUUGAGGAACAACAGAAAAUCGAGAGGGCAAUCAAGGAAAUCAAUUCGGUAGCCCCCGUUUACAAAACUUCGUUCUCGGAUAUUAAAUUGGAAAAUAUCCUUGAUUUGCACGCCUUUGAAAAUUGUGAUAAGAAUUUGGAGCAAGAAGCAAAGAUGAGGAAUGCUAUAUCUACCGACGGUGCUUUUCACAACCCUAUCAUUUCUACAGAAGUUAUACUGUUCCCUAAAAUUAAGAAUAUCAAUGAUAUUAUGCCUAAAUUAGAGAAAUUUUUCCAAAGCGUAUUAUGGGGAAAUGAAAUCGCUGGUAAGAAGGUUGAAAUUCAUAGACUUAAAGGGAUGAUUGUCGAAGAAGGUAUCGCAACCCAAAAUAUCUCAACCGUGGUUCCAACCGAUAAGAUCAAAGUUUUUCAAGGCGUGAGAGACACUUAUGACAUUUUUGAUGGUUACUAUAAUCCAGAAAUUCACAAUGAUGGGGUAUGUAAAAUCGUUCUUAUUGGAAAACAUCUUUCCAAGGGCUCAAUCAUUGAGGAAAUCAAAAAAUUUGUGGGUAAUUCAUGUGGCGUUAUUAGUUAA